Molecule: messenger RNA, 2007 nt
Organism: Amaranthus tricolor (Joseph's coat)
Lineage: Eukaryota; Viridiplantae; Streptophyta; Magnoliopsida; Caryophyllales; Amaranthaceae
Exons: 4
Coding region: 1-2007 (668 amino acids)
Biological process (GO): DNA integration
Molecular function (GO): nucleic acid binding
Source: RefSeq, a predicted model, not a curated record
AUGACCGAUUUUCCAGAAGAACUUUCACAAAAUACCCUAAUGUCCAUGGAACAGUUGGAACAGAUGUUUCUGAUGUUUCAAAAACUCAACAAAACAAAUAACCAAACAGAAAACCCAACCUCUGUCAAAAUUUUAGAGAAACUCACAUAUCACAAUUACAAAAAAUGGUGCAAACUAAUGCACAUAGUCAUUGGAGGUCGAGGGCGACUCAACCACAUCACUGCCGCCCCUCCACCACCAUCAGACCCCAAUUACGUUCAGUGGGAACAAAGAGAUGCCAUGGUCAUAUCAUGGAUAAUUGAGAAUAUAGAUGGAGAGAUUGUCAAUCAGUUCCUAGACUAUACGACAGCACAAAGUCUAUGGCUAGGAAUCGAAAGCCUUUUGGGAUGUGGAAAGGAUGAACUUCAGAUCUUUGAUCUUAGUUCCAAGGCAGGGGCAAUGAAACAAGAUACUGACACUAUAGAAGUUUAUUAUGGUAAACUUAACAUGUUGUGGAAAGAGAUUGACCGGCGAAUGCUAAACCUAAUGACAUACUCACAGGACAUAACAGAGUUCAAUAGAUACAUACAGAAACAGAGACUUUACCAGUUCCUCACUGGGAUUCAUGAUAGUCUUGACAAAGAAAGGAGAGAAAUUCUCAACUGUGAACCCUUACCGACGGUGGAAACGGCCUAUACUACAAUCAGACGGGAAAUUGCACGCCGGAGGAUUAUGACCGGCGUCUCAUCACUGGGAACAAAUCCCUCAGAGAUUGGAUCAGGCUUGGCCACAAGAAAAAAAACCUUCCAGAAAAGCCGAGAAGAAGAUGACCGGAGAAAACUCCGAUGUACCCACUGUGGUGGUUCAAGGCAUACAAAGGAAGGAUGCUUCAAGAUUGAGGGAUACCCUGAGUGGUGGGACGAUCUACAGAAACGGAGGGCCGCCACCAAGGCACCGGCAAGCCAGACCGGCGGCAAGGCCCACCUAACUACUACGGACCAACCCGAUACAUCAUGGAGCAAUUCAGGUAAAGGAGGUAACUGGUACAAAAGGGAAGGACAAACAAUAGCUACAGAAGGAAUGGACAACAAUGGCGAAAAACUGAAAGAGGAGGAAGAGAGAGAAAGUCCAGCCGUCUGGGAGGGGGAGGGAGACAUCAAUACUCCCUCUAUUUAUAACCAAGCAACCCUACACCCUACACCCAAAACCCUUAAGCCCAGGCCAUAUUUAAAGCCCAAAAUCCCCACAAGUCUCCUUAGCCAUAAACAUUGUGAAACUUGUGUACUAGCUAAGAGUCAUAAACAUUCUUACUUUCCCAGUAAUAAUCGUGCUCCAAAACCAUUUGAUAUCGUGCAUUCUGAUGUAUGGGGCCCAGCUCCACAUAUUGACUUUCAUGGUUUUUCAUAUUAUGUGUUAUUUAUUGAUGAUUGUUCUCGAAUGUGUUGGUUCCAUGUAACACCAAAAAUCCUUCGCUCAGAUAAUGGUGGUGAAUAUAUCUCUAUUGCAAUGAAACAGUUUUUUCUUGAUCAUGGGCUUGUUCAUCAAACCUCCUGUCCCGAUACUCCGCAACAAAAUGGGGUUGCUGAACGUAAAAACCGUUAUCUUCUUGAGGUCGCCCAGGCUCUCAUGUUUGACACUCAUGUACCUAUUCGUUUUUGGCCUGAGGCUAUUGCUACUGCCACCUAUCUCACAAAUCGACUCCUUACUAAAAUCCUCCAAUUCAAGACUCCACUUGCCACCCUCAAUACUUUCACUCCUGUUCCUUCUUCUCACUCCCUUCCUCCUCGCAUAUUUGGGGGUGUUGUGUACGUCCACCUUCCAUCUCGAGUUCGGACCAAAUUUGAACCCCGGACAGUCAAAUGUGUAUUCCUUGGUCGAGCUCCCAAAGAACAAGUAUGCACUACCACUGAUAUUGCCACUGACAUGGUUAUUGAAUCACCUCCUCAGACUACUACUCCAGUCCCUGAGCAUCCGGCCGAACAAAAGGUAACAUCGAGUAAUCCUGCUCCUCUCAUUAAUAUCAACUGA